This is a messenger RNA of Aegilops tauschii subsp. strangulata, 2279 nucleotides long. Lineage: Eukaryota; Viridiplantae; Streptophyta; Magnoliopsida; Poales; Poaceae. The record is from RefSeq and is a predicted model, not a curated record.
UUUGCUGGAAAACGGAGAAACAUGUGCUUCCUUCUCCCACUUCACAGUUCACGCUCUAGCCCCAGCCCCCCACCUUCGGAAACCCCGAUCUCCGGCAAUGUCACUCCACCAGCGGCCGCACCAGAAGCCGCUGGGCGCCGACUCCCUCCCCGUCUCCACGGGCCCCGCUAACGCCGCUCCUUCCCGCCCUCUGCCCCUCCUCACGCUCCCCUACCUCUUCUCCCUUCUCGCGCUCCUCCUCCUGCUCGCCCUCCUCUUCCCCUGGGGGCCGCCCCGCCACUCCGCGCCGGCCUCCCCGUGGCGCUCCUACACGCUCCAAGACGCCGCCGCCUUCGCCGCGGCCUCCGGCAACGGCACCAUCAUCCUCGCCGCCAUCUCCGGGCCGUACCUCCCCUUCCUCUCCAACUGGCUCAUCAGCGUCCGCCGCGCCGGCCGCGCUAACCAGGUGCUCGUCAUCGCCGAGGACUACGAGACCCUCGAGCGCAUCAAUGCCGCAUGGCCCGGCCACGCCGUCCUCGUGCCCCCCGCGCCCGAUGCCCAGGCCGCUCACAAGUUCGGGUCACAGGGUUUCUUUAACUUCACCUCGCGGCGGCCGCGACACCUGCUGCAGAUUCUCGAGCUGGGGUACAGCGUCAUGUACAAUGACGUCGACAUGGUGUGGCUUGCCGACCCGUUUCCAUAUCUAGUCGGCAACCACGACGUGUACUUCAUGGACGACAUGACUGAAGUGAAGCCACUGAAUCAUUCACAUGCGCUGCCGCCGUCAGGUAAGAAGGGGCGGCCAUACAUUUGCAGCUGUAUGAUCUUCCUGCAGCCAACAGAAGGGGCAAAGCUGUUGAUGAGGAAGUGGAUUGAGGAGCUCAAGGAACAGCCCUGGUCGAGGAAAGCGAAAUCAAAUGAUCAGCCAGCAUUCAACUGGGCUUUACUAAAGACUGCUGGGCAGGUGGAUGUGUAUCUAUUACCUCAGUCCGCUUUUCCAACUGGAGGUCUAUAUUUCAAGAAUAAAACAUGGGUCAAGGAGACAAAGGGCAAGCAUGUCAUUAUACAUAACAACUACAUAACAGGGUUUGAGAAGAAGAUAAAACGCUUCCGUGAUCAUAAACUCUGGCUGGUGGAUGAACACGGUGACGAGUCACCACUUGCAUCACAGUUUUGUGGAUGGUGUCUGCCCAACCAGAUGUGAUCCACCACAUGGAAUUCAACAAUCGAAUUCGAACACCAGAUCCGUAGGCAGAGCACUCCAUUUCCAUUUGUACAUCAAGGCCCUCAGGGGCUACGCUUUCUCAUGCAGUUCAUCUUUCUGAAGUACAUCUUUGUAACUGGAAAUGGCUGGUCGAGGAGACCACCAGAACAAGAGCAACGCCGUUGCCUUGGCCUCACACAAGGAACACCGGCGGCACGCACGCCCCCACAUAUACUCCCCCCCAGCCCCCGUGCUUGCAUGUGCACAAGAAACCUCCUUUCUUCUCACCACAGCAGGAAGGAAACCCACCCUCCUACGUCGGCAAAGAUCAGAUCAAUGGGUCAGGCCGUCGCCAAGGCAAAGCAAGAGGCCGGGCGGGCUACGCAGAAGGCCGACAAGGACGGCAAGGCUGUAGCCAACCAUAAUAACGCCAAGGAGCAGCUCAUCGAAUUUAUGGAUAAGAACUAUGAUAAAGUCGAGCCUACGAAAACCUUCGAUGAGUUUUACCACGCCAUCUUCGAACUCAUCGAGAAUUCUCAUUUGAUUCCUACGCCUUUACGGAUUAAAAGUUCACGCAUGCGUAUAAACAGACAGUUUUGUGAGGAACAAGGGCAGCUGCAGUACAGGAUGCCAUCAAAAGAUAAACUCGCGGAAGUGUACAAGGCUCUUAGGAAACCGGAUGGAGUAAACCUCACCAAGGGUCAGUUCCACACGAUCACUGAGAACCUCGUCACGGUGCACAGCUUCAGCUUCGGCAAAGCCGCCUUCGACGUGCUCGUGGUCCUCUUCGGCGCGCCGAUGUGCGCGCUCCUCGUCAAGAGGGUCGUCCCCGGUCUCAAGUCCUUCUCCGACGACGUCGUCAUCCCCGUGGCCACCUCCGGCGCCGUCGUGUACCUGGCCAAGACCAACAAGCUGUGAGCCGGCGGAUUAUAUACAAGUGUAACUACUACUACUACUAGCUUACCACAAGAAGAAAAAUAAUGUGUCGAAUCGUAAUGAUGCAACUGUGUGGUGGCUCGAUCGCGUCCAGAUUGCAAAAUCUGUAAAAAAAUAUCUGUAAAGAUGAUUGAAACUUUUAGUGAUUUUUCUCUGUUCU